Messenger RNA from Penicillium riverlandense, 936 nucleotides. RefSeq names its product ankyrin repeat domain-containing protein. Gene Ontology annotation, cellular component: nucleus; cytoplasm. The coding region runs from base 1 to 936 and encodes 311 amino acids. The record is from RefSeq and is a predicted model, not a curated record. Lineage: Eukaryota; Fungi; Ascomycota; Eurotiomycetes; Eurotiales; Aspergillaceae. Gene Ontology annotation, molecular function: protein binding. The transcript is spliced from 2 exons.
AUGUCGAGUUCCUAUUUCAUUGCGUCAGAAGAAAUAACGCACCUUCAGGUGGCUACUCUAUCUGGCAAUAUUGAAGCAAUCAAUGCCGUCCUUUCCCGGUGGCGAGAAAGUUCCAUUGACAACGAGACUUUCGAAGUGACUACAGGCCCUGUGCUUUACGAAGCGAUAGUAAACAACUCAUUUGAAGUUGUUUCAUGCCUUCUUGAUAAUCAAGUUCCUAUGAAUUCUCAACUUUUUAUGAAAGCGACCGAGGACACGUCGUACCAAAUUCUACAAGAAUUUCUUAAUCACGGAUGGGAUAUCAACACUCCGAUUAGUUCAAACGAUCCGCCCGCUCUAGCGAACUCUUUCCACGACGCGAAUUUGACCAAGUGGUUUUUGGCCCAUGGAGCAGACCCGAAUCGGCGAUGUGAAAGAUACAAGGAUUACACUCCGUUGUCUAUCGCAUUUAGACAAGCCAACUUCACAAUUAUCCAAAUUUUGCUCAACCACGGUGCUUCUUUACUACAAGGCCAGGUGAUGCAUUAUGCAGCUAUGCGGGAGCUCGAUGAUCGGCUGGAAGUUCUGAAUUAUCUUUUGGAGCAAGGUCUUCCGCUGAACGACAUCAUGUAUCAAAGUUGUGAGGAAGAAUACCUGUGUAAUAUGUACAGCGGCAUAGGAACACCCCUUCAUUAUGCGGCCGGAAGAGGAUUGCCUGACUCUGUCAAGCUCUUGAUCGCGAGAGGGGCAUCUCCUCACAUCAAAGAUCCAGCGAGCUAUACUGCCGCUGACUGGGCCGAAAUAAACGGCCAAACAGCCGUAUCUGAGUUUCUUCGUCCAAUGUCCACUGACAACGAUCUAGCAUCCAUACCCCAGUUCACAGAUGGACACGGACGCCAUUUCACCCUUGUACCCAUGGACCAAUUCAUCAUGGAAAGUGGGUUUCGGCUAGUCUAG